AUGCGGAAUCCCGGUAUCCAGCCCCACCUCUUAGACGAACAAGCUUGGAACCCCUUUAUGCUCGAAUGGGAGGAGCCGAACGACCCCUCCCUCCCCUCAGACGAUGACCUAUCAAAUCAGGCCCUAGACGAGUGCAUCCGAUCGCAGCAAUUCGCCCAUACCGCUGUCAUAAGGGCAAACCACGAUUCGGCCAUCUACUCCCCUCCUUGUUCCCUCACUGUCACCUCAUCACCCCCCAUUGGCCCGCGUGCUCAAGGUAUCCCAAGUCAGGACCCCUACGAGCAAGAAUUGUAA
Lindgomyces ingoldianus is the source of this 294-nucleotide messenger RNA. RefSeq lists its product as uncharacterized. The record is from RefSeq and is a predicted model, not a curated record. Lineage: Eukaryota; Fungi; Ascomycota; Dothideomycetes; Pleosporales; Lindgomycetaceae. The transcript has 4 exons. The coding region runs from base 1 to 294 and encodes 97 amino acids.